CCGGAACUUCUCACUUCCACAAUCUCUCCUCCCAGCAGCUGAUAGUAUUGCAAGCUUGCGAUCAACGACCAGCAUCACCUUAGCUCACCGUGAUUUGCAGCUUUUCGAAGUGACGAGUGACAGACUUGUACAGACGUAAAUUUAUACAAGCCCUGAACAGAGAGAAUGGGUGUUGACUACAUCAGUUAUGGAUAUGCCGCGGCAGUAACCGUGGGAGGGAUCGUAGGAUAUGUUAAAGCUGGCAGCAUACCAUCUCUUGGGGCUGGGCUGCUGUUUGGUUCACUCCUAGGCUUUGGUGCCUACCAGCUAAGCAGCAACCCUUCCAACUACUACCUUACACUUGGUACCAGCACAGUCCUUGGAGGGAUCAUGGGGAUGCGCUUUCUUAAUUCUGGCAAGAUUAUGCCAGCAGGUUUAAUCGCUGGACUGAGCCUGGCCAUGGUGGCAAGAUUAGGAGCCAGGGCUGCUGGACUCACAGGCACAAAGAUGCAGUAAUGACUUUCAGAAACAUUCUUGACUGUAGUAGCAGCAGUAGGCACUAAUAUUACUACAACUACUGAUGGUAACAAUUACAAUAAUUGAUCUAUAUACCAGACUGACAUCCUCCAUAACUGACAGUAAUAUUGGUAAGAUUUAUAAAGUUGUAGUCAAAGGCCAAAACAUAUAACUAACUUGUAACUGACAAUACUGUAGUUCUAAGAACAAGUCACAUGCUUCCUUUGCAGUGGUAGAAUAAUUUACUACAUUCCAUUCUUGUUGGUAUCUUUCUGCAGUUGUUAUUAUUAGUAGUAAUAGUAAUGAAGUUGUUGUUAUUAUUAUAAAUCUACUGCUACUAAGUGGAAAUUUAGUAUCAUAUAGUAUAUGUAUAUGCAUUUUUAUAGUAUCUGAUCAGUUUGAGGGGGACAUUUUCCUGUUUACACAAAUCAGUAGUAGGAGUCCAUUUGUGGAAAAUUGUGUUGCACAUGUUUUGCCAUUCAUAUUUGUAUUUGUAGUGCAUUUAUAUAAAAAUGAAAAA
Messenger RNA from Scylla paramamosain (green mud crab), 1015 nucleotides. Its product is annotated as transmembrane protein 14C-like. The record is from RefSeq and is a predicted model, not a curated record. The transcript has 3 exons. Gene Ontology annotation, cellular component: mitochondrial membrane. Gene Ontology annotation, biological process: regulation of heme biosynthetic process. The coding region runs from base 166 to 495 and encodes 109 amino acids. Lineage: Eukaryota; Metazoa; Arthropoda; Malacostraca; Decapoda; Portunidae.